Messenger RNA from Pseudopipra pipra, 876 nucleotides. It is a transcript of the gene LYSMD1, whose product is annotated as LysM domain containing 1. Bases 1 to 798 code for a protein of 265 amino acids. Lineage: Eukaryota; Metazoa; Chordata; Aves; Passeriformes; Pipridae. The record is from RefSeq and is a predicted model, not a curated record. The transcript is spliced from 3 exons.
AUGGCGGCUCCGCGGUCACCAUGGCAACCGCGCCCCACUUCCGGGUUCCUUCCUCCCAGGCGGCUGUGCGCGAGGGGCAGCGACCAAUCAGAGAGAGCGCCGGGCGCCGCCCGCAGCAUGGUGGGAGUUGUAGUUCUUCCGCAGCGCGCCGCGCAUGGGGGUGAAGGCGGAGGGUGCCCGUUCAGGACUACAACCCCAGCAGGCCCCCCGGCGGCGCGGCGGGGCCCGGGGCUGAGGGAGCGGCGGGGCCGGGCCGCGACCCCCCCCGAGGGACCCGCGGGCCGGGCCCCCCCCCCCCGGGCCAUGGCGGGGAGCGGCGGGGCCGGGGCGGCCCCCCGGGAGCACCGCCUGCAGCCCGGGGACACCCUGCAGGGGCUGGCGCUGCGCUACGGGGUCACGAUGGAGCAGAUCCAACGUGCCAACCGCCUCUACACGUCGGACACCAUCUUCCUGAAGCCCACCCUGCUCAUCCCGGCGGGAUCCCAGUCCCAGCCCCUCCAGGGGGACAAGCCCCAGGACAUUCCCGACCCCCCGGAGCCCCCGGUCCCAUCCCGGCACGACCUGUCGGCCACGGAAUUCCUGCGGCACCUGGACACCGAGAUCGGCCGCUCCAAGGCGGCCGCGGCGCAGCAGAUCCGGCACCGGCGCUCCGGCCCCGGGGAUUCCGGAGCAUCCCAGAGGAUCCCAGAGGGUCCCUCAUCCCCCCGGGAAGGGCCCCGGCUGGGCCCACGACCCCUCACCAGGACCCCCCGGGCGGCCGCGCUGCGGGACACAGAGGACGAGAUCUUCACCUUGUGACACUGGGAACGCUGGGAAUGGGACAGAGCUGCUCCUGGUGACACUGGGAACGCUGGGAAUGGGACAGAGCUGCUCCUG